AUGUAAAAGGUUAUUCUACUAAUCCUUUUGUCAUUGGUAGUCAUUUAAGCUGAAGACACCUAUUUGAAUGUAUAUAGCAAAAACCAAAAAUAUUCAUUCAAAGUAUCACUUGCUAAUUUCGGUUAAUUCAGAUAUGGACAUACUCUAACUGGAAGAAUACAAAUUGGAGCAAACUACACUUAUUGGGGAGAUUAAGUUGAUAUGAAUAGAAUAAAUAAAACAAGCAAUGAAUACGUUAAAGUCAAUAAUACAAAUUUGUUUGAUAAGCCUAAUGGUGUAAAGCUUGAUACAUCUGGAUGCAAAUCUUACUAACAAUUCAACGAUGCCUACAUUUAAAGUUAUGGGUCUCCAAUUUAUAUAGUUGACAGAGGUUAUUGCACCUUUGUCAGAAAGGCAAGUCUUGCAGCUAAAACUGGCAAAAUGUUAAUUAUUAUUGAUAAUAGUGAUAAUGAAGAUGUGACAGAAUCUAUCAUGGGUGACGAUCUUUCAGGUGAAAAGGUAAGGAUUCCAGUUGUCAUGAUUUCAAAAAAAGACGGUUAAAAAAUAAAAAGUUUACUUGAAGAUGAAAUGAGUUAGGAUCAUUUUGAUUCAGAUUUGAUGGUUACAGCUUCAAUUAAAUUCUAUAAGCCAUUCAGUAAGUAAAAAAGUGAAGUUCAAUAUUGGAUGCUUCCUGCUGAGCUCGAUAGCUACAAGUUCUUAUAAAACCAUACCAGCUUCUUGUAAUACUUAGUAUAAUAAGAAAAACUUGUUUUUGAACCUCACUUUGUUCUUUUCCGUUGCAAUGAAGAUUGUUAAGCUAAUUACCAAAGAAAUGGUUAGUCAACUCAAAGCUUUUGUAUUUAGGGUGGUAAGUACUGUCAUCCUGAUCCUGAUGGUAAUGGACCUUUGAGUGGUGUUGAUUCUUUGUAGUUAGCAAUUACUGAAAUGUGCGUCCAAAGCUUAUUCCCAUAAUAUUUCUUUGAUUACUUUACUGAAUAUAAUAAUUGCUAUGGAGGUAAUUCCAAAAAAUUACUUUCAUGCUAAGAAACCGCUUUCAAAAGAGUAGAAGAACUAAAGCCUGAUGCUAAGAAAGAUAGUUUUACCUAUGAAAUUAAAGAAUGUAGAGUGGCAGAAAUAGAAAAAGGUAAAUUGUUAGAAUAAGAAUACAAGUUAUUCACUGAAUAAGGAUUAAAGUUCUAUCCAGCUCUUUUUGUUAAUGGUUCCCCUUACAGAGGUGAUUUGACAUUAAAAGAAAGUGCUUAGGAAUUUAUUUGUGAAGGUUUUGAAAACCUUAAGAAUAUUGAUGCUUGCGAAUAGUUUGAAACCCCAGAAGAAGAUGGAACUAGUAGCAGCAAUGAUAGCAAUUUUAAUUAUGUUAUCAUCACAGUUUGCAUAGUUCUCUUCUUUGUCUUUUUGAUAGGUCUUUUCAUUUACAGAAGAAAGAUUAAAUUAGAAGUUCAAAAGGAAUUAACCAUCCAAGUAGAUGCAGCCAUUCAAUAAUACUACGCAUUAAAUGAAGGCAAGUGA
Messenger RNA from Tetrahymena thermophila SB210, 1506 nucleotides. Its product is annotated as PA domain protein. The record is from RefSeq and is a predicted model, not a curated record. Lineage: Eukaryota; Ciliophora; Oligohymenophorea; Hymenostomatida; Tetrahymenidae. The transcript is spliced from 6 exons.